UAUUCACUGAGAAAUAAAGAAUAUUUAUUUUAUAUAUCCACCGAGACGGCACUAAAAGAAAAAAUAAAAAAUAGAAACAAUUUUGAGAACCAGAAAUAAAGAAACGACGAAUCUUUCUAUACUACUGUGACACACCUUCCCGUUUGAAGAUCAAGAAACUGUCGUCCGCCGUACGCCGUCCGUUCCAUCACGCAAGCUUCAUUUCUUCCUCCUUCGUCACCGCCCCUCCACUCCUUCUUCCCUGGAAUAUAUCAUCAAAUUAGACAGGAUAUUAUGGCUGUACAAUCUGGGCCAGCUUCAUCAGAGAAGAAAUCAAGCAAUGGAGAGAAUGAGUUGCUGACUUUUAAUGCUGAGAAUAUGCAAAGCAACAUGAAAAUCAUCUAUUACAGCCGAACAUUUUUAUCUAUAAUUGGCGGAGUUGUUGCUGGUAUUUUGGGAUUUACAGGCUUGAAAGGAUUUGUCUUUUACUCGCUUCUCAUGGCAUUUACUUCACUUGGGCUCAUAGCCAAAGCAAAGUUUUCAAUCCACACAUACUUUGAUUCCUGGAACCGUGUGCUAAUUGAUGGCUUUCUCGGUGGUCUAAUGUCGUUCGUGCUGUUCUGGACAUUUGCAUAUGACAUUGCUCAUAUAUUUUGACCGACGGAAUGUGCAAAUGUUUCUAGAGAAGGCAAAUUUUUCUCCACCAUUGCGGCUAUUCAGAAUGAAGUUACAACAAUACACCCUUCACUUACUAGAUAGCUUUCAUGAUGUUCCUGUUUUAAAACAAUGUAAACUAUACUUUCAUUAUCUUAUAUGUUCAUGUAGAAUUUAAUAUAGAACCACAAGUGGGAAGGACUCGAUGUCGUUGAGGUCUUGUUGUAGCAGUUCCAUUUUCCCCUAGGAUAUUCUUCUUGAACUUUAUCGUGAUAUAGAUUUCAAGUUGUCCAAAUUUAUUUCAUUAUUCUGUUGGCUUUA
This is a messenger RNA of Trifolium pratense (red clover), 954 nucleotides long. RefSeq names its product ER membrane protein complex subunit 6-like. The record is from RefSeq and is a predicted model, not a curated record. Gene Ontology annotation, biological process: autophagosome assembly; protein folding in endoplasmic reticulum. NCBI's taxonomy places the organism in Eukaryota, Viridiplantae, Streptophyta, Magnoliopsida, Fabales, Fabaceae. Gene Ontology annotation, cellular component: EMC complex; membrane; endoplasmic reticulum. The transcript has 5 exons. Bases 274 to 636 code for a protein of 120 amino acids.